This is a messenger RNA of Durusdinium trenchii, 826 nucleotides long. NCBI's taxonomy places the organism in Eukaryota, Dinophyceae, Suessiales, Symbiodiniaceae. The record is from the annotation of a GenBank genome assembly.
UGAAGGCAACUAGCAACUUUCCAACACUCUCCCCAUGGAAGAGGAGUGUUCAAAGGCCAUUGGGCUAUGAGGUGUACGGGCGAACCUGUGUGGACCUUGGCUCGUGAGAGAUCCGUCCUUCAUUGUGCGCAGUGGGACCUUGUUGAACACGGACCCAGCGCUGUGAGGAAGCUGUAGGAUGACCUCAGGCCAAGAGAUUUCUCCAAACUUGUUUGCCGCGAAGCUGAAUGCUCUUUUGCUGCUAGUUCUGCUAGACUGCUGUUGCAAUGGCUUUGCGGACAUGCUGUGGGAUCCAUCUCAUUAUGUGAUGACCAUCAUUUUUUGUGCGUUGCCGAUAGCACUGCAGCUUUUGAUGCUGAUCCUCUUCUUCAUGUUGCUGUGGCACACCUUCCUCCUGCGCUAUGGUCUGCUUCUGGAGCUGUGGGGUGAAUUGCGGGGAGUCGUGCUUUUCUCUUUCCUGCGAUUGGGAGUGAUGCUGGCAGCGCGUGUGCCGAGAUUGCUUGCAGCCCUGCAUAGUGUGACGCGUGAGGAGUACUGGGCAGAUCCUCUCAAUCAGGUGGCCUUUUGCAGCCACCAUUUGGUGAGUGUGUUCUACUGUGCUUGGUUGCUGCGUCGGGGAUACAGCUUGGCCCAAGUGCGCUUCUACAAGCCCCAGCUUUGGCAGAAGCAUCGUCGUGGCUCAGAUGCUGCAGAUGCUGCACGCUAGCUGUGCAGCUUGACAAGUUGUACAAAUGACUUAGUGGAUUAUAUAGAGUGAUCCGUGCAUGUCACCUGUUAAUGCCUUCCGGACCUUGAAACUGUGACAGAGGCUCUGGAAUUGUGAGGA